GCUUUUAUCUCUCUUGAUUUUGAUAUAGAGCCUUUUCUUAGAAAGGAGGUGGAGGAGGAAGCGUUCCACUUUAUUUACAGUAAAGUCUAAUAGUUAAGCCAAAUUUCACACAUUUCAACUGUCAAUCUAGCUCAUCAUCUGCUGAUCUCAUCAACUAAAAGGAACGCAGAGGGAAACUCAUAUUCCUAUUACACUUACCAUCUAAAGAACAUAUCACACAUAUUCAUUAUUCUGUACUUUUACUGAAGUGGACAAAUUACUUCAACAUUGUCGUAGUAGUAUGUUUGUAUAUGGUUAGUAAAAUUAAAAAAAAUCAUAUCAGAAUGAAUACACUACAGUCAAACGCUCGGCCCAUUCACACACCUUUAGCAGUUUUCCACCGGCACCCGUUUUCCCCGCUCGACCUGCCCGGUGGCUCUGGCCCCGCCCUUUUCAACCUCUCCCUCCUCUCCCCGAGAGACACGACAGUCUUCCGAUCAGUCCAGACCAGUCUUUCUUCACCGCUCUGCUUGCGAUUUUCUCUUUAUCCUCUCUGCCGGCAUGAGCGGCAAGUUGUGGACUGAGGAGCAGUUUAACUGCCCCGUGUGUCUUGACCUCCCCAAUGAUCCGGUCACAAUCCCUUGCGGGCACAGCUACUGCAUGGGCUGCAUCAAGGACUACUGGAGCAAGGACAACCCCACGGGGGUCUACACCUGCCCCCAAUGCCGAAAGAGCUUCUCCCCCAAGCCUUCCCUGGCCAGGAACACCAUGCUGGCCGAGGCGGUAGAGCAGCUCCGCAAAGGGGCCCACAAGGCCGACGUGCGUGAGUCCAUGCGGAGCGCCAGCUCCUCGGCCGGACCCAAAAGGAAGACGUCCUCCUCCUCUUCCUCCUCCUCCUCUUCGGCGGUCCCGUGCGACAUGUGCAAAGGGGAGCGCCGAGCGGCGGUCAAGAGCUGCCUGUCGUGCAUGACCUCGUACUGCGCCGCCCACCUGAAGCCCCACUCCACCAAGAAGGCCCUGAAGGCGCACGAGCUGAUUGCGCCCACGGCCAACCUGGCGGAGAAGAUCUGCACCCAGCACAAGUACCUGCAGGAGUUCUACUGCCGCCAGUGCAAGAUGUUCAUCUGCUGGCUGUGCACCAGCAACCAACACAAGGGCCACGAGUGCGUCUCCACCAAGGCCGAGCGGCUGGAGAAACAGAAAGUGCUGUCAGAGAUGCAGACUGAAACUCAGCAGAGGCUGAAAGACCGCCAGCAAGAGCUGAAGGACAUGAAGAAGAUGAUGGAGGGGAUGAAGCGUUCUGCAGACAGGGUGCACGGCGACACGGAGCAAGUGCUGGUGGAACUGCAGCACUCGGUGGAGCGUCUGCAGGAGCUGCUGGAGGAGGUGCUGGACCAGGCCAGCAUGGAGAAGAUGGGACAGGCCCAGGAGGUCAUCGAUAACCUGGAGGCCGAGAUCAAGGAGCUGAAAAAGAGGGAGACGGAGAUGAGGGACCUGGUGCACUGUGAGGACCACAUCCACUACCUGGAGGCCUGCGAGGCCGUGUGCAGCCCCCUGGAGUCGGGGGACCUGCCCGUCGUGGUGGCCAACCCUGACGCUUCCUUUGAGCCCGUGCGGGAAGCCGUCCUGGACCUCCGGGAACGCGUGGAGGACCUGUGCAACCAGGAGCUGAGCAAGAUCACCAAACAAGUCAACGACACCACCCUGUUCACACUGAAGGACUCCAACCGGAGCGGAGGGGCAAAGGGAGGGAUUCUGAAAUUGUUUGGCCUGGCCUCUCGCAACACUAACAGCCGCCCAGCAGCCGCUGGAGCGCAGCCGCGGAGUGCAGACAGACGAGGUAUCGGCCUCAAGAGUCAAGACGUGAGGAGCAGAGACAGUCCACGAGACAGAGGAACCACAAGCUCACCCAGACCCCGAGACAGGCAGAGAGGGGAGAGAGAGACAGUGAGGGAGACCAACCCCAGACCGAGCCUCGUCCCCAGCCCCACUCCUGGACGCGCAGAGUCUCAGUCUCUUUGGAGCAGGGCCAGUCAGAGCCAGGCUGUCCAGGCUGUCCCCGCUGUGGCCCCGACCCAGACUCCAAUCGCGGCCACCCCGAUUCCCGCUCCAGCACCAGCACCAACCGGAGGUUCAGGAUCCAGUUUCAGUCGAAUGCAGUCCAUCAGCAGCCUGUUCCGCUCCCAUCGGCGCGGCACCACCCCGGCCACCCCGGCUACCCCAGCUACCCCAGCCGGUAACACACUGCCAGCCGGAGGAAACCCAUGGGCGAUGGCUUCUCCAUCUGAAUCACCAACGCAAAUUAACCCCGGUCUGUUCUUGGACCUGCCCACCCCCACCUCGGUGAUGCACGCUCCUGCUUUUCCCACGCUGCGAGAGAUCAACCUGGACAGCAUCCAGGCCCCGGAGCCCAGGACCAGAGAGGAGUUCCUGCAGUACUCGGUGACCUUGACCCUCGACGCGGACACCGCCCACCGGCGGCUGGCCCUCACCGAGGGCAACACCAAAGCCACCCUGCAGGCAGCGGCACAGCCCUACCCCAACGCAGCCCAGCGCUUCGACGGCUGGACCCAGGUGAUGUGCGCGAGCCCGCUGCACGCCCAGCGCUGCUACUGGGAGGUGGAGUGGAGGGGCCGGGGCUCCUCCAUGGGCGUGGCCUACGGCGCCAUGGCCCGGAAGGGCUCGGACGCCCGGUCGGGGCUCGGCUACAACGCCCAGUCGUGGACCCUGGAGCUGUCGGACACCUGCUGCUCGGCCAUGCACGACAACGAGAAGCGGGAUAUCCCGGUGACCUACUCGCCCCGCCUGGGCCUCUACGUGGACAUGUCCACGGGGACGCUGGCCUUCUACAGCGUGGCAGAGAGCAUGACGCACCUGCACAGCUUUCAGGCCAACUUCACGCAGCCGCUCUACGCCGCCUUCGCGGUGGGCAGCGGGGUCGGGGUGGGCCUGGACUUUGCCCUCGGACAGUUCAGUUCCAGCACCGACAGCAUCAAGAUCUGUCCCAUGUGA
Pungitius pungitius (ninespine stickleback) is the source of this 2991-nucleotide messenger RNA. It is a transcript of the gene trim25l, whose product is annotated as tripartite motif containing 25, like. The record is from RefSeq and is a predicted model, not a curated record. Gene Ontology annotation, molecular function: protein binding; zinc ion binding. The coding region runs from base 541 to 2991 and encodes 816 amino acids. The transcript is spliced from 16 exons. Lineage: Eukaryota; Metazoa; Chordata; Actinopteri; Perciformes; Gasterosteidae.